CAAACAAAAUUCUACCUGGUUUUUACGCAAUUUUUAUAUUGUUCAGUGCUCAAAACGGUGCAAAUAGUCCUCAAAAAUGCCGGUGGACAUCAACCGGCUAACGGAUGGCUGGUUGGAGUUGGAAUCUGACCCGGGUCUGUUCACCCUACUGCUAGAGGACUUUGGCGUCAAGGGUGUCCAAGUGGAGGAAAUCUACGACCUGCAGAAAAACAUCGAAGGGCCAGUGUUUGGCUUUAUUUUCCUAUUUCGCUGGAUUGAGGAACGCCGAGCACGUCGGAAAAUUGUUGAAACGACCGAGAUUUACGUGAAAGACGAGGAAGCAGUGAACAACAUAUUCUUCGCCCAGCAGGUGGUUCCGAACAGUUGUGCAACCCAUGCACUCCUAUCUGUACUGCUAAACUGUUCCGAUAUUGAUCUGGGAACGACGUUGAGCCGACUGAAAGUGCACACUAAAGGAAUGUGUCCGGAGAAUAAGGGCUGGGCCAUUGGGAAUACGCCAGAACUGGCAUGUGCCCAUAACUCGCACGCAAUGCCCCAGGCCAGACGGCGAAUGGAUCGCAAUUCCGGAGUUAGCACUGGGCGAUUCACCGGGGAAGCAUUCCACUUUGUAAGUUUCGUUCCGAUCAAUGGUCAUCUUUUCGAGCUGGACGGUCUAAAGCCAUUCCCAAUGGAUCAUGGCCCAUGGGGUGAAAAGGAAGCUUGGACCGAUAAAUUUCGUCGUGUGAUGUCCGAUCGUUUGGGUAUAUCCACGGGAGAACAGGACAUCCGCUUCAAUCUCAUGGCGGUUGUUCCGGAUCGUCGAAUCGCCAUCACCCACAAGCUGAAAAUGCUGCGAACCAAUCAGACGAUUGUAUCGGCUGCGUUGGAAAAGUUGUUGAAAAGUAAGAAAAGUGAAAGCAGAACUCAGUCGGAGAUCAAGGAAACCGUUGAUAAGAUCAAAAAGGAGGAAGAAUCUCCGGUAAAACUGAGCUCGGAAUAUUCUCAGCUACUGGAAAUGAACGAAAAGGACGACUCGUCGGUUCCCAUGUCCAAAGAGCUGGAAUCGUUGGUUUCGCUCAAUAGUUCAUCCGAUUCUGUGGAAAUAAUUGGCGAAACGGUAAUCAAGAAGGAAAACCCCCCACCAUCACCACCGCCGUCGUUCAUCGGAGCGGGGACGUUCUCCCCUAAAGACCUCCUUUCCUUACUGAAGAAUCUCGAAUCGGAGAUAAAUAUAACCGAGCAGCACCUUAGCGACGAGAACGAGAAGCGCGCCAUGUUCAAGGUGGACGACUGUCGGCGGACCCACAACUAUGACGAAUUUAUUUGCACCUUUCUCUCGAUGCUGGCUCAUCAGGGAGAGCUCGGGGACCUCGUAUCACAGCAUCUGAUCACCAGCCGGAAGCCCAGCAUGAGUGGCGUUCAGAACAGUGGAUCUCGUGGAGUGGUACGGAACUACAACAAGAAGAGUACUACCAAUGGAUCGUCGCCGAAGACGCCCAACUCGAAGCGACGGCGCGGCAGAACCAAGUACCGGAAAAGGAAGUAAUUGCUUGGGCAAUUUGGAACGCAUUAUGAGACUGGAAGGCUGCUUAUCUCUUCUAAGCUAAGGAGGAGAGAACACGGCAUUUUUUUUAGCAGGUAUUUUAUGUCUUUAUUAUUCUUGGUACUGGGUGAUCAUCACUACGAACACUCGAAACAAUAAAUUUCCCAUUGUUUAGGAUCUGCUUGAGGCAAUA
This is a messenger RNA of Ochlerotatus camptorhynchus, 1715 nucleotides long. It is a transcript of the gene calypso, whose product is annotated as ubiquitin carboxyl-terminal hydrolase calypso. The transcript is spliced from 2 exons. Gene Ontology annotation, molecular function: cysteine-type deubiquitinase activity. The record is from RefSeq and is a predicted model, not a curated record. Gene Ontology annotation, cellular component: cytoplasm. Lineage: Eukaryota; Metazoa; Arthropoda; Insecta; Diptera; Culicidae. Gene Ontology annotation, biological process: protein deubiquitination; ubiquitin-dependent protein catabolic process. Bases 77 to 1525 code for a protein of 482 amino acids.